AUGCCGCAUCUCGCAGGGCUAUUGAAUCGCGUCCAAACGUCAACUGCGCCACCAGAACUUGAGGAUCUAGAGGGCAAAGAGACCCCAGAACCAAUACCAAAAGAUGAGGGCAAAGACUUCCCACUGAAGCUGAACAUCGUCAUUCAAGUCAUCGGAUCUCGGGGCGAUAUCCAACCGUUCGUUGCGUUAGGAAAAGAGUUGAAGGCAUAUGGACACCGCGUACGGCUAGCAACCCACCUCGCUUUCCGGGAGUUCGUACUUGACGGCGGGUUGGAGUUCUUCAAUCUCGGUGGUGACCCCGAGGAACUGAUGGCGUUCAUGGUCAAAAACCCGUCCCUACUCCCCGCAUUCAGCACGAUUCGCAGCGGUGCCAUCCAGAAACGUCGGCGCGAAAUGAAGGAAAUCAUAUACGGGUGUUGGAAGUCAUGUAUCGAAACAGGGGACGGUACAGACUUGCACCAAAUCAAGGAGGAUCUCUGGAGCGACACAGUUGACUAUCGUCGAAGGCCGUUUAUUGCUGAUGCAAUAAUCGCUAACCCGCCCAGCUUGGGUCAUAUUCAUUGCGCACAGAGGCUGGGGAUUCCACUUCAUAUGAUGUUCACAAUGCCCUGGUCAGCUACACAGUCGUUUCCGCAUCCUUUGGCCGUUAUCCACCAGCAGGCCUGCAAGCCAACGGUUGCAAAUCUCGUGUCUUAUACCGUUGUGGAUAUGAUGAUUUGGGAGGGAUUGGGAGACCUGGUCAACUCGUGGCGGAAGAAGUGCCUCGCACUAGAUCCGUUAGAUUCGAUCACGGCGCCGAAUUUGCCUGCACGCCUCGGCGUUCCGUUCUCAUAUCUGUGGUCGCCGGCAUUGUUGCCAAAGCCACGCGAUUGGGGUGAGCACAUCGAUAUUUGCGGGUUUAGUGUGCUACCAGCAAAGUCAGACUACAAACCCCAAAAAGAGAUCGAUGAUUUCCUCAAAGCAGGGCCCACUCCGCUCUACGUUGGAUUCGGCUCUAUUGUGGUAGAAAACCAAAUCAAGCUAACCCAAAUCGUGUUUGAAGCGAUAAAAAACGCCGGCCAGCGUGCAAUCGUCUCAAAGGGCUGGGGAAACCUCGGAGUCGACGGCAUGGACGUGCCAGAUAAUAUCCUCGUCAUUGGCAACGUACCACAUGACUGGUUGUUCCAGCACGUGUCAUGCGUGAUUCAUCAUGGUGGUGCGGGUACCACUGCUGCAGGGCUUGCUCUUGGACGUCCGACAAUUAUCAUUCCCUUCUUUGGAGAUCAACAGUUCUGGGGAGGAAUCGUUGGCGUGGCUGGGGCGGGGCCGACGCCUGUGCCUUACAAGCAACUCACAGUCGAGAAGUUGACUGAUGCUAUCCAGACAGCGCUGAAACCUUCAACUCGAGAGAAGGCGCAAGAAAUAGCGAAUAAAAUGCGGAAAGAGUCCGGUGUGAAGGAUGGGGUACGAAGCUUUCAUCGGCAUCUCAACUUGAAGACUUUGCGAUGUGCAAUAUGUCCCACUCGUCCUGCUGUGUGGCACAUUAAGCAUACUUCCAUUGGGCUCAGCGCUUUUGCUGCAGCCGUACUGGUUGAAAUGGGGGCUAUCAGACCAGAGAAUGUCGCUUUGAACCGAGCAUCGGAAUACGACACAUAUCGAAAUCCUGUAGGCCCUAUCAGUGCAGGAGCUCAGGUGCUAGUUGGAGCCAUUGCGAACUUUGUGACUGGGAUUGGCGAGGUCCCAUAUGAAGUCGUUUCGGAUUUUCUCACCGCCGGUCGUGCAAUAGGUCAUAGUCGUGAAUCUAGUAAUGCCUCAUCAAGAUUUUCAUGGAGGAAAUCCCGCAGAAGUCAAGAUUCAGUCGUGGAUAGUGAUGAGGAGCAGUAUCAUGAGCCUGCGGAGUAUCAUGGGCCUGCCGAGUGCCGUGGACUUGGCCGGUCAAAUGACGAUGAUGAUGAGAUGAGCCUGGACACAAACGACAAUGAGAACGAUAACGUGAGACACAACAAAAUGAACGAUAAUUUACCAGCUAGUGCCGCUGGUCAGAGACAAGGCAUGCCGGUUGACCAGUCAGAAUUGUUGAGCUAUAUAGAGUCACCCAAGGGCCAUGGUGUUGUCUACGAAAUACGCACUCACGGCAGUCGGAUGUCGAAGAAGUUCUUGAAAGACAUACUCUGGCUUCCAACGGAUUUGACUCUCAGCUUGUCCAAAGGGUUUCACAAUGCGCCGAUGCUGUACCACGACCCAAUGGUCAAAGAAACGCCGAAGGUUAUCAGUUUCCGCAGUGGACUCGUGGCAGCUGGAACGGAACUUCGCGAUGGAUUUUACUACGGUGUCACGGGCUUGGUCACGCAGCCUCAGUAUGGUGCCAAGCACCAAGGAGCGAAAGGAAUGGUCAAGGGAAUUGGGAAAGGGAUUGGCGGUGUUUUCCUCAAGCCACCAGCAGGUCUCUGGGGACUGGUUGGAUAUCCAUUGGUUGGACUUCGCAGAAAGCUUCAAAAAUCGUUGGGCAGGACUCAGGAGCUUUCUAUUAUUGCAUCUCGGAUAGCGCAAGGCAUUGAAGAUAUGCGGGCAGCUACCGCCGAUGAACGGGUAGAGGUUGCCAGAAAAUGGCGUCUUCUUGAAGAGGAGUUUCGUGUCUCCUACUGA
Penicillium egyptiacum is the source of this 2625-nucleotide messenger RNA. NCBI's taxonomy places the organism in Eukaryota, Fungi, Ascomycota, Eurotiomycetes, Eurotiales, Aspergillaceae. The record is from the annotation of a GenBank genome assembly.